GAGCGCACAGACAGCCCACCACCACCUGUAGGUCAUGCGCUUGUGUCGCAGCAGCGCAGAUUUAUUGGUAUUCUUAAAGCGUAGCGACAAAGUGAGGACGCAAACAUGAGCGAUCUAUGCACCGGACGCAUUUGUUCAUUUCUGGACAUACGUGUAUCUUUCUUUUACCAGACAUCUGCGGUAUGAGUUCGAGGAAAUGCCUAUACGGAUUGCAUGCUGAAGGCGAUGCUGGGGGGCGAAAAUGGUGGCGAGUUAAGUUCGCGUUAAAUCUGACUGGGAACUUUGCGCACCACUAAUGUGACUGGAAGUUGAUGGGAUUUUAACAUUUUGAGCAACUUCAAGGAAGAUAUGAGUGUUCUCCUCCCUGCUCUCAGCUCUGUCCUGCUCCUGUUCUGCUGCCACAUCUGCCUUAGCCAAGCAAACCGGCCUGCUGCUCCUGUCAAUGUCUCUGUCACUCAUCUGAGAGCAAACUCAGCCACCGUAUCCUGGAAUGUCCCAGAGGGGGAGGCUGUAAUUGGCUAUGCCAUCUCCCAGCAGAGACAAGAUGGUCUCAUGCAGCGGUUCAUCAGGGAAAUUAACACCACAAGUCAUGCUUGUGUGCUAUGGGACCUAGAUGAGAACACAGACUAUAUUAUUCAGGUGCAGUCUAUCGGACUACAUGGGGAGAGCCAAGCCAGCAAGAGGGUUCAUUUUCGAACCCUUGAAAAAUCAGACCAUUUCCAGUCUAACAUGGUGGCUCAAGGUGACCCCUCAGUAGAAGGUCUUGAUAUUUCCAGGCACCUUCAGACUGGCGAGAUGUUAAUCAUUACGACUGUGCUCCUAAUGUGGGCAGCGGUGAUUGCACUCUUCUGUAGGCAGUACGAGAUCAUCAAAGACAAUGACUCGAACAACCACAGUAAGGAGAAGACCAAACCCCUUUCUGUGCACAGUACUCCUGAUUACCAUAAUGGAGGGCUUCUAGGGAACAAGAGGACACCAUCAGCAGUUAGCAUUAUUAAGGUCUGACCAGCACAUCAAUGCAGAAAAGUGGUUGCUAGAGGGAUCCUCUAACUCAUCGUUCAAUAGUAAUAAAAAUCCAGCUUUGUGUAAUACGCUGUAUUUCUGUACUACAUUACAGUGUGAAAUAACUGGUAGGAUAAUGUCAAUGUAGGGGCAGAGCAAUAGAAGAAGAUCAAUACAAAUUAAAGAUCAGGUUCAGUUUGUUUAAUCAAAAUGGGACUAAACUGCAUUAUUAUUGACCAGGUUUAUCUUAUCAGCGAAGGUGGCAUAACACAAUCAGUGUCAUGUCCCCAAAUAAAUAUCAAAUACUGAAAUCUGUUCAUAAUGAACAAAUAUAAAAUGGCUUUACUUCUACUACCUAUCCUCUAUGCAUAUGAAAGUGUGAAACCUGCAGUUAAUAGUUUAAUAACAUUAAUAGCGCAGAAAUGAACUUAUUUCCAUAGCAUCCUGAAUAUGUUAAAAUAUUAUCAAUUUUUAUUUUAUUUUAUUAAUUUCUCAGAUAAUAUCUACUACUUGAAAUAUGACACACAUUAUUAAAAGCUGCUACUGCAAUCACCAGUUUUAUAAACACAACUUAAUCUCAGUCUUGUAGAUAACCUUCAUUUUGAAAGAAAAAAAAAAAAAACCUGGACUAGUGUAAAUCUAGAAAGCCCACCUCUAAAUGUUUAGCUGCAGUGAAAAAUUGUAUUUCUAUUUCUGUGGGUGGUAGUGUGCGACUAUAGACCUACGUUAUAUAACGAAAUGUAUAAUGAAUUGGACAGUUGUAAUGUAAUGAGUUAAAGAUGUAUAUAGACAGCACAUUAGAGAUAUUGUUUUGACUCUAUAUGAUUUGUCAGUUAUAAAAUAAUAGUAUAUGUGGCGUUUUGAAAUGAUAUUGAUAGAGGAAUAUAGUACAAUCAUAUGUAAAUUGUUACAGUAGGAUACUAAGUCAGGUUCCUUUCAUGUUCCCUAUAUCAUACAGUAUUAUCAUACAGAAGAGAAUUCCAUCAAUUGUUGCCAUAAAUUUUGUUGCAGUUUACCACAAUUGUCUUUUUUAGUUGCAUAGAAGCUGUUAUUACUGCAAAUGUGUGACAUUUGGAUUUCAUACAAAUCAACCUACUAACUCUGAACCCUGCUUGCCUGUUUGGCUGUACUCUGAAAUAAAAUACAGAUGUCUUAUGGUA
Molecule: messenger RNA, 2162 nt
Organism: Hemibagrus wyckioides
Lineage: Eukaryota; Metazoa; Chordata; Actinopteri; Siluriformes; Bagridae
Gene: fndc4b
Product: fibronectin type III domain containing 4b
Exons: 7
Coding region: 349-1005 (218 amino acids)
Molecular function (GO): protein binding
Source: RefSeq, a predicted model, not a curated record